CCCUAAAACGUAGGGAUUAUAUUCGGAUAGCGAAGAGCGAAAGUGAAAGGUUACAGAGUUACAGGCGUAAUUAGUAGUGUGUAUUAUCGCAUUAAUAAGAUUGCAAAAAAUUGUAUUAUUAGCAGAAAUGUUGCAGCAACUGUUCCAAGUUUGGUUAGAAAAAGUGCCUAACUCAGUAGAAUUGAAACAUCCUUUACAUGUGGCUUUAGAAGAAGAAUAUUUUUCUAAGUUUAAUAUGGUGAAAGAUGAUCAGUUAAUUCACACUUCUUUCAAAGAAGGCCAUUUUUAUGGUGUGCUAAUGAGAGACUACUUUUCUGUUUAUGAAUCAUCAGAAAAUGUAUUUGUUCAUGUUAAUAUUGUUUCUACAGCUGCUACAAAAGCUAACAAAGUUAUUAUAUAUGUCUCAGAAUAUUUCUUAAAUCGUUAUAAGUACAGAUACGGUGAUAAAUGUUAUUUUAAAUUUGUAUAUUGUUAUCCAUUAGAAAAAGUUGUUGUUGGUGUUAAAACAAAAGAGAGCUAUGAUUAUUUUACAAACCCAAAUAAAAAGCUAUGUAAAGAAUUACAUAGUAGUAAUGUGCUUUGUCGUCGAAAUGAUGAGUUGAUUAUACCUUCAUGCAGUUCUCAAGAUAGUGUCAUUUUAGACAGCCAGCCCAUGUGUCAAGGUACACUGACUUUGAAUAGUUCUCUAAUCAUUGCAGACAUGCAAGAUUCAUUGGAUCAUGAUUCUAAUUCUGUCGCUACUGCAGACAUGCAAGAUAAAAUGAACUGUGAUUCCAGUUCUGUCAUAUCACCUGAUACAGAAUUUGAGAUUAAUGUUAGACCCAAACUUGAUACUCCCUUCCAAAGAGAGCUGGUUGAGAAGGAAAUGGAUGAGCAUAGUACAGUAUUUAUAUCAAAAACAGCAAUGUCUGAAUUAAAAUUAGUUAAUGGGUCAUGGGUUGAAAUAGAACUUUUUGAGCGAGUUCUAAACGAAAAAUCGAAUGCAUUCGAAAAAAAGCAUAUAAAAUCCAGAUUUGUGAGAGUUUGUUCAUUUUCUGAUGAGUCUUUUCCAAAUAACAGAUUGGUUUACUUGUUUCCACUUCUUUGGUUCAACUUAAACAAGCAUCCAUCUGCUUUGAUGCAACCACAUUUGAGGCUUCAAAUAAAGUGUUUAAAAAAGCCAAUGACACCUUUCUUUGCUAAAAGUGCUCAUGCGUGUCUCGUACAGUCUUCAAAUUAUGAUGGGAAAGUCCAUUCUCAUUGUGAUGCCAUGCUGAAAAAGUAUUUUGAUACCCCGAGGUUUUUUCAAAAAGGGGAUAUAUUUGCUGUAAAUUCAAAGAAUCAGUUUGAUUUUGCCUUAAGCAUUCAAGAUGAAGAGCUAGAUAAAAUGAAGUGGCCAGUGAUAUACUUUCGAAUUACACAUAUAGAAGGGUCUGAAAGCCCUUUUAAAGGUUAUGUAAUCAGUAAUGGUUACUCUAAGUUAUAUCAUGCUGGAACAAAGCAGGCCUAUAUUCCGGCUACAAUGGAAACGUAUUAUUCACCAUAUCCUGAUCAUCCAAUCUAUGAUUCCAUUUCUGAAGGUCUUGGUCGUUAUGUAACUUUGCUUCAAAAUCUGAUUUUACCAUUCUUAAAACUUCAAAAGGAAAACUGGAAAAUUAGCUCUAACAUUCUUUUAUCAGGUCCUCCUUGUUGUGGUAAAACAACUGUUGUAAAAGCUAUUUGUAAAUGCCUUAAUCUUCAUUUAUAUCAGGUAAAUUGUCAUGAACUGAUUGGAGAGACAGCAGCUACCACUGAAGCAAAAAUUAGAAAUAAACUUACAAGAGCUUCAACGUACACUCCAUGUGUUGUGCUUUUCAAAAAUAUCCAUCUGAUUGGGAAAGAAAAAGAUCCUGGCAGCGAAGAUUCAAGAGUCUUGACUUCUUUUGCUACAUCAUUGAAAGAAGUUAAUGCUAAUAGUGGCAUUAAUCCAAUAGUAGUAAUUGGUACAACAACAGAAUCGAAAGUGAGCAAUGAUUUACUUUCUGCAUUUUUGCAUUCAGUGGAAAUGAAGGCACCCGAUGAAUGGGAGCGUGCAACUCUUCUACAGGAACUUUUAAGUGUCUGUGAUGUUAGUAAUGAUGUAUCAACAUUAUACUUAGCUCAAAGAACAGCUGGAUUUGUAUUAGGAGAUUUAUCCAGCCUUGUUAAGCAGGCAAUCAGAAAUGCUUAUAGCAGAAUUCGAAAAUUAAUCAUUGAAAAAAAUAUAGAUAUUAGAAAAGAAGAAGAUUUGGUUCUUGCUGCUGUUCCAGUUGCGCAAAAGGAUUUAUUGCAUGCUCUUGAAAAAUUACAAGCUGAAUUUGCUGAUGCAAUUGGUGCUCCAAAAAUUCCAAAUGUACAGUUUGAUGAUGUUGGUGGAUUAGCAUAUGUCAAACAAGAAAUUUUAGAUACCAUUCAGUUACCUUUAGAGCAUCCUGAGAUUCUAGCAUCUGGUCUCAGAAGAUCAGGUGUAUUACUUUAUGGACCACCAGGUUCUGGGAAAACAUUACUUGCUAAAGCAGUUGCUACUGAGUGCUCCUUGAAUUUCUUAAGUGUGAAAGGCCCUGAGCUCAUCAACAUGUAUGUUGGGCAAAGUGAAGAAAAUGUUAGAGCAGUAUUCAAUCAAGCUCGAAGUGCCGUUCCAUGUAUUAUAUUUUUUGAUGAAUUAGAUUCUCUUGCUCCAAACAGAGGCCGAAGUGGUGAUUCUGGAGGAGUUAUGGAUAGGGUUGUGUCACAACUUUUAGCUGAGUUGGAUGGCCUUAAUAAGAAAUCUGAAGUCUUUGUAAUUGGGGCAACAAACAGGCCUGAUUUGCUUGAUCCUGCCCUCUUAAGGCCUGGUCGAUUUGAUCGUUUGCUGUAUGUGGGCAUUCCUGAAGAUAAGAGGUCAAAAAUGAGUAUAUUGAAAGCCUUAACACGAAAAAUACCAUUGGCUAAAGAUGUGAGUCUUGAAAAAGUCAUUGAAAAAUGCCCAAAAUAUCUCUCAGGAGCUGACUUUUAUUCACUAUGUUCAAAUGCUGUAAUAAAGAGAGUUGAGAAAAAUGUUGAACAGCUUGAGAAAGGUGAAACCACUAUAGAAGAACUAAGUAGUGCAAUACGCACUGAAGAUUUUUUAAGUGCCUUAGAAAACCUUGUGCCAUCGGUGACUCCUGAACAGUAUGAAGAAUAUUUGCAGAUCAAAUCAAGAAUGGAAAAUAAAUCUUCAGAUUAUUCUAAGUCACAGACUGAAAAUGCAAUACCUGCAUCUUAGCUUUAGGUAGUUCAGAAAUAAAUUCAGUAAAAGGAUUUAAGAACCCAGCAAAUCAAGACAGGGAAGAUGCACAUGAAAGUUCUCUAUCUUCUGAACAAAUUAAAUAUUGCAAAAUUUCAAAAUGAAUCCUUAGGCGAUCCUUAAAUGAUAUAAACAAUUAGUCAAUUCAAAGAUCAGAAAUGAUUUUUCAGUGCCUCUUUAUGAAAUUUUAUUCUUUAUAUGAAAGUAAUCAAAAAAUGAAAAUGCAAGGAGUUUAAUAUUGUAUGGAAAAUAUAAGUAUGUUUAUAAUCAGAUUUAAUUAAAUGCGGGACUUAAACGGUUCUUACCAUUUGUAGCAAAUCCAGGCAAAUUGAUAAUAAGGUAUAUGAAAUUUGUUAAUUAAUAAAACAUAAGUAAAGCAUGCAUGACCCAUUGAUAAACAUAUGUAAUUUGUCGUCCAUCAUGUUAAUUUAAUCAGUAGUAAGGUGCUGAAGCAGUUACUAAAUUUCAUCAAUUUUUUGUUCCAUUAAAAUUUAUUAAUUAUCAGGGUGAUUUUUUAAUUGAAAUAAGUAUACUAAAAAGAAAAGAAAGUGGGACAUAUGAAAAUUAUUUUAAUAAAAUUUCUAA
Messenger RNA from Stegodyphus dumicola, 3847 nucleotides. Its product is annotated as peroxisomal ATPase PEX6-like. Lineage: Eukaryota; Metazoa; Arthropoda; Arachnida; Araneae; Eresidae. Gene Ontology annotation, biological process: protein import into peroxisome matrix. Gene Ontology annotation, cellular component: cytosol; peroxisomal membrane. The record is from RefSeq and is a predicted model, not a curated record. Gene Ontology annotation, molecular function: ATP hydrolysis activity; ATP binding.